AUGGCUAUUACAGAGAUAGAUUUAAGUGAUCGAAUAAAAAUUUUAUCUCUUGAUACAAAAGAUGGUGAAGAGUAUAAAUAUAUAUCUAAUUUUUCUGAAAAUAUAUUAAUAGAAGUUCAAAAUAUUGUAUCAAAAUAUCUUAGUGAACCAUACUCUAUUUAUACAUAUAGAUAUUUUUUAAUAAAAUGGCCAGAACUUUGUAUAGCAUGUAUGAAAGGUAAUAAAUUAAUUGGUGCUAUUGUAUGUAAAGAAGAAAUUAUUGAAACUGGUAGAAAAGAGGGAUAUAUAGGUAUGCUGGCUGUUGAACCUAAUUAUCGUGGACAAGGAAUUGGUUCUAAAUUAGUAGAAAAAGCUAUAGAGAAAAUGAGAGAUAAUGGUUGUGAUGAGGUUACUCUUGAAACAGAAGUUACAAAUGAGGGUGCUCUUGCACUUUAUACAAGAUUUGGAUUCAUAAAACUUCAAAAACUUUUUCGUUACUAUUUAAAUGGUGUUGAUGCAUUUAGAUUAAAACUUUUUUUAACAAAUCCUUUAAAAAGUGGAAAUUGA
Molecule: messenger RNA, 546 nt
Organism: Strongyloides ratti
Lineage: Eukaryota; Metazoa; Nematoda; Chromadorea; Rhabditida; Strongyloididae
Product: N-alpha-acetyltransferase 30
Exons: 2
Coding region: 1-546 (181 amino acids)
Biological process (GO): N-terminal peptidyl-methionine acetylation
Cellular component (GO): NatC complex
Molecular function (GO): protein-N-terminal amino-acid acetyltransferase activity
Source: RefSeq, a predicted model, not a curated record